Molecule: messenger RNA, 981 nt
Organism: Amaranthus tricolor (Joseph's coat)
Lineage: Eukaryota; Viridiplantae; Streptophyta; Magnoliopsida; Caryophyllales; Amaranthaceae
Product: sm-like protein LSM8
Exons: 6
Coding region: 321-617 (98 amino acids)
Biological process (GO): mRNA splicing, via spliceosome
Cellular component (GO): precatalytic spliceosome; U4/U6 x U5 tri-snRNP complex; U6 snRNP
Molecular function (GO): RNA binding
Source: RefSeq, a predicted model, not a curated record
GAAAAAGAAAACUGAAUACACAUUUUAUCUCCCCCCACGUUUCUUUUCCUUUUUCAUUAACCUCGUCUUGCUCUCCUCAUCUCCCUCACUCACAAGACAAACCAGCCACCAAAAACCCAACCACAGCAGCCGCCAGAACCGGCAACCAGUCAGUUGCUGGCUGCCGCCAGUAUCCGCAGUCUCUCACGUCAGCAGCCGCACACCGCAGCCACUAGCCGUCGCACGCACAGCCCCUGUCCGCUCGCCUCUACUCCUUUCUCCAUUUUUUGUACUCACAGGAUUUUCUAGUUGAUUGUUGGCUUUCAGAGUGAGUUUGCGCAAUGUCUACAGGACUCGGACUUGAGCCUCUUGUAGAUCAAAUGAUUUCAAUUAUUACCAAUGAUGGGCGCAACAUAGUAGGAAUCCUAAAAGGUUUUGACCAAGCAACUAAUAUAAUUCUUGAUGAAUCACAUGAAAGGGUUUUUUCUACCAAGGAAGGAGUCCAACAAAUUGUCCUUGGUUUGUACAUCAUCAGAGGUGAUAACAUAAGCAUAAUAGGUGAGCUGGAUGAAGACUUGGAUGCUCAUAUUGAGCUAUCGCAGCUGAGGGGCCAUCCUCUGAAGCCUGUUAUUCAUUGAUCAGCACUGUGAUUCUCUCUUGGCUACAUUAUAUGCAAAAUGAAUUAGAUUACAUGAGAGGCUUAAGAUCAUUGUUGUAGUCGUAAUGAAUUGGUCUAGCGUCUAAGCACAGUGCAUAGUGAUGACAUUUUGGUAGAUCGACUUUGAUGUGAAUCAAGGAACUUUUUUCUAUUUUCGUAUAAUCGUACAAGUCAGAAGUGCUCUUAGUAAACGACAUCAGCCAAGUGUAUGUUUUGUGGCUUUAAUUUUAUAGACUUGAUUGAUGAGCCCAGCUGAUGAUCCUGUAAGAGCUUGUUUUCAGUCUAAAUGUGUCCUAAAUCAUUUGAGGUAAUUUUGAAUCAAUCGGUCUGAAUGCGUCCUAAAA